CUUCGUCUAACCAGUCAUAUGACUCUUCGUCUUCUGUCAACCUUUCAACACUUCUCUCUCUAUAUAUAUAUAUAUAUAUCGGACUCUUCAGUUUGAUUUGGAAGAAGAAGAAAAAAAAACCUAAAGAAGAACAUUCGAAAAAACCUUAGAUUUUGUUCAGAGUGUAUUUGGAGAUUCAGUUCGAUUAAAAUGGAACCUGGGUCUAGAAAAGGCAACAGGGUGGUGGUGAUCGGCGGCGGAAUCGCCGGCUCACUCGCCGCGAAAUUGCUUCAGUCCGAUGCUGACGUAACCCUCAUCGAUCCGAAGGAGUAUUUUGAGAUUACAUGGGCAAGUUUGAGAUCAAUGGUGGAGCCUAAGUUUGCUGAAAGAACAGUUAUUAACCACAAGACUUACUUGAAACAUGGCCGUGUUGUAACUUCUCCGGCGAUCAAUAUCACAAAUAGUGAUGUAAUGACUGAAGAUGGAUCUGUGAUUGGCUAUGAUUAUCUCGUGAUUGCUAUAGGUCACACUGACUUGUUCCCUAAAACUAGACAAGAGAAGCUGUCACAUUACCAAGCUGAAUAUAAAAAGAUCAAAUCUUCUGAAUCAGUUCUGGUUGUUGGUGGAGGUCCCUCUGGUGUGGAGCUAGCUGCGGAAAUAGCGGUUGAUUUCCCGGAGAAGAAGGUCACUCUGGUACACAAAGGACCAAGGUUGCUUGAAUUUGUUGGACAAAAAGCUGCUGACAAAGCAUCUGACUGGUUAGAAUCAAAGAAAGUGGAAGUGAUAUUGAACCAAUCUGUGGAUUUGAGUUCAGCUUCAGACGGAAACAAAACAUACUGGACGUCAGGAGGAGAAACUAUACACGCAGAUUGUCAUUUCCUCUGCGUUGGGAAACCUUUGUCUUCACACUGGCUCAAUGGAACUGUUUUGAGAGAUAGCUUGGAUGGUAAAGGCAGGGUCAUGGUGGAUGAGUACUUGCGGAUUAGGGGUCAAAGCAAUGUAUUUGCCAUUGGAGAUAUCACUAAUAUCCCGGAGAUGAAACAAGGAUAUAUAGCAGAGAGUCAUGCUAAUGUGGUUGUCAAGAACAUCAAAGUAAUGAUGUCGGGUGGGAAAAAGAUGUCAACUUACAAGCCCGGUUCAGAGAUGGCUAUUGUAUCUUUAGGAAGAAAGGACUCGGUGGCUCAGUUCCCUUUUAUGACAGUUAUUGGUUGCCUCCCUGGUUUGAUCAAGUCCAAGGAUCUGUUUGUGGGGAAGACGAGGAAGUCAAGAGGGCUAGAUCCUAAACUUGUGUGAUAAGGUUGAGUCUUUUAGAGUGUUUCAGGUUUCAUCUUAAGAGUUGCUUUUGUACGAGAUGUAAUCAUGUUUGUGUUAUAUUUUUCCUGAUUCAUUGUUUCAGCGUGGAGUGAGUGUGUUGGUUUGCUUAUGUUGUUGUGUAUCUUCUUUUUUAUGUAUUGAUGAUAAAUGGUUGAGUUAUUCUUGUUCGAUGUUACUGUGCAGCAGCCUUUAUCUCUUAUCUUAAGCUUCCUUAACUUCAUUAUACACCAUACAUUACAUAUUUAUACUUAGGUUAACACUUUAACCUAUAGUUUUGUAGACCAACAACAAACCCAUUAACAUAUGGGCUUAACAAUUAAACAGGCCCAAAAGAAACCAUUAACUCUUCUUCUUCAUUCACGACUUCUCCUCUAGCACAUCGAUGCUCUUCCUCGAUUCUUCUUCUUCCAAAUACUUUGAUGAUGCCAAUUUGUGGAUUAAUCAAAGAUUGACUUCCAACACUCCAUCUCAAUUCUUUCGAUUAAUCCCCAAAUUCGGCACUAGGGUUCUUAUUUCUGUUUUCCUCUGAUUGCUUCCAUUGAUUUUCUGUUCUACCACAAGACUCCUUCUCACAACAUCUGCGUAGCUCACAGGUUUGUUUCCUUGCUCCCUCGUCGACUUGCUCUUCACAAUAUCAUCAUAUUCGAUCUGACUUUCCACUUUCUCGGAUAUGACUCUUGGCUUGACUCCUUCUUUAUUCUUAUCCAUCUUAACUGAAACUUGAUCCUUUUUCUUGUUCUGCAGGUGCUCAUGCGAAUGAUUCAAAUCACUGAUCUCUUCCCUCUGAGAUAAGUGAUCUUUCUUCCUCAUUGUUCCAUUUCUCAAUUGCUCUGUUGUCCUUUUUGGUUUCGUCACUUUACUUGUAUAUGCUCCAUUCUCAUCUGCCUUUUGUUUUCCUUUGAUUCUAGUUCCCUGAAUCUUCUCUUUUGUGUGAAGGUUUGCUUCCUCUUGUGUGUGUGAUCUCUCUCAAUCAUUCCUCCUCGGUUUGGAUUUUGCACUACUCCAAGUUUGAACCGAAGAUAUUCAAACCGUCUUGUAUCGAGAGGCUUGGAUUCUUCCCAAUUGCAAUAGCAGAUGUGUUAUCGCAAUAAAUUGGAACUGCCUUGGUGGUGUCGACCCUCAAUUCUCCCAGCAGUCUCUUCAACCAUACUGCAUGAUUGGUGGCUGCACACAACGCCAUAUACUCUGCUUCUGCUGUAGAUUGUGCAAUGGUGUCCUGUUUUUGUGUCUGCCAAGUAAACACAGCACUUCCCAAGGUUUUGUUCAGUGGGUUUAGAUAAGCUCCUAGACAAGUAAGAUGCAGCAAAAGCAAGGUCAGGCCGAGUUGCUGCAAGAUACAGAAGUCCUCCGAUCAUGCUUCGAUAUAGUCUUGCAUCUGGAAGAAAAUCACUUUCACCUUGAUCUUUUCCACUUGGUUUUAGAGGUGUGCUCACAGGUUUGCAAUCCCUCAUCCCAAACUUUUCCAACAACUGUUGAGCAUACUUCCUUUGGCUCAGAAACACUCCUUCUUCAGUGUAAGUAAUCUCAAACCCAAGGAAGUACUUGAGUUUUCCCAGGUCAGUCAUUUCAAACGUUUUAUUCAAAUUUUCCUUGAACUGUUUGAUCAUUUUCUCACUACUCCCUGUAAUGAUGAGAUCAUCAACAUAAAGACUGAUAACCAUAAUCUCACCUUCGCAUUCUAGUGUGUACAUUGCUGCAUCACAGUCACUUCUCUUACAUCCUUGUGACAUAAAGUAAGAGUCAAUCUUACUAUACCACGCUCUAGGUGCCUGUUUCAAGCCAUACAGGGCUUUCUUUAACUUGUAAACCAUGUUCUCUGCUCCCUCUAUCUCAAACCCUGGUGGCUGUUCAACAUAAACUUCUUCUGUGAUUUCCCCAUUUAAAAAUGCUGACUUCACAUCCAUUUGGUGCAGGUUCCACUUAUGUUGUGAGGCUAAAGCAAUUAUGGUUCUGAUUGUGUCGUGUCUUGAUACUGGAGCAAACGUUUCACCAUAAUCUUCUCCAUAUGUUUGGGUUUCCUUACCAGUUCCCAUGUCUCAUUCUUGUUUAUGAUGUAAAUUUCAUCAUCCAUAGCAAUCCUCCAUUCCUUGCUGUUUAUAGCUUCUUCAAAGGUAGAAGGUUCUUCCCAAGUAAGAUAACAUGCUUCUGCAAAAUGAUUUGCGUCUUCUCCUUGUUCAUCUGUAUCAUGAUACACAUCAUCUAGUCUUCUGACUUUGUGAACAAUUCGCGAGGAGCUCCCAGGCUCAAUUUCUCCUUCACUUAACUGAAACGGUAUCGGAGUUAUGCCUUGUCUUUCAUCUCUGAUACUUGUUUUGAUUUCUGGACUGGUUUCAUUUCUCCUUGGAAUUUCCUCAUCCGUUUUCUGAGAUGGACUGGUCUUAUUGGGUAUCCACACAUGACACACACAGCCAAACACCUUAAGAUGACCAACAGAGGGUUUGUGACCACUCCAAGCCUCAAGUGGUGUUGUCUGGUUUAGAGCCUUCGUGGGGAGUUUAUUUUGAAGAUAAGUUGCUGUAAAUAUUGCUUCAGCCCAGAACACAUCUGGCAUACCUUUGUCUUUUAACAUGCUUCUUGCCAUGUCCAACAGGGUCCUGUUCCUGCGUUCAGCCACACCAUUCUGCUGUGUUUGAGUUUCCACCAUACUCUUGAACUUCUUGAAGGUUGCAAAUGUGUCUGACUUCAGCCUCAAAAAAUACACCCAUAGCAUAUGUGAGAAAUCAUCUGUAAAGGUUGUGUAAGUUAUGGAAGCCAGAAUGUCCGAGUCUUUUAUGCCAAAGUUCAGACAGGUUCUCCUGUUUGGCCAUCCUUACACUCUCCUCAGCUAAUUGCAUUCGUAACAGGGACAAGUAGAACAUCCUUGAUAGCUCUUACUCCCUUCUUGGUCAUCACUUCUAUGUCUCCCUUUCCUGCAGUCAUUAUUCUUUCUCCAUUUCCAAUUCUGAUAGGGAUUUGAACAGCUUUGUCUAUUUUUGUAAAUAGCCUUUCUUCCUUGGUCAUGUGACUUGUAGCACCACUAUCUAUUAACCAGAUUUCAUCACUAUUUGUAUGAUUUCCCACUUGUGCUGCACUAAACAAACCAGUCUCCUCUUCUAGUUCUGGUUGUAUUCGCCUUUUCUGACA
Messenger RNA from Camelina sativa (false flax), 4416 nucleotides. NCBI's taxonomy places the organism in Eukaryota, Viridiplantae, Streptophyta, Magnoliopsida, Brassicales, Brassicaceae. The record is from RefSeq and is a predicted model, not a curated record.